Molecule: messenger RNA, 821 nt
Organism: Girardinichthys multiradiatus
Lineage: Eukaryota; Metazoa; Chordata; Actinopteri; Cyprinodontiformes; Goodeidae
Product: cholecystokinin-like
Exons: 4
Coding region: 141-557 (138 amino acids)
Biological process (GO): digestion
Cellular component (GO): axon; extracellular region
Molecular function (GO): neuropeptide hormone activity
Source: RefSeq, a predicted model, not a curated record
ACACACACACACGUACGCACACACAGAUAGACUGAGAGGGGCUGAGCGAGGAGUAUAAAAGGGGCAUCCUUCCCACUCAUCAGAGAAGUGCUCACUUCAUUCUUACACACUUCUUUAAUACAGCAAACCUGUUUCUCAAGAUGACUGUAGGACUGUGUGUGUGUGCUGUGCUGGCAGUCCUGUGUUCAAGCUGCUUGGGACUCCCGUUCUCCCCCCAGCCCCUGGAAGAGGAGCAUCGCUACUUCCCAGUUCCGUCUGAAGCAGCUCUCUAUGAGGCUGACACCCCCACUCUGGGAGAGACCCACCUCCGACACAGCCGCUCAAGCAGCCAGCUGAAAUCCCUUUCUCAGGAUGAGGAGGAUGCAGAUUCCCGUGCAAACCUCAACGAGUUGCUUGCAAGGCUAAUCUCCUCAAGGAAAGGUUCUGUGCGCAGAAACUCCAUGGCCCAGAAAAAAGGUGGUGGUCUGGGCAGCAAGCAUCGGAUAGCAGACAGGGACUAUAUUGGGUGGAUGGAUUUUGGCCGGCGCAGCGCAGAGGAGUUUGAGUACUCCUCAUAAGAGGAAGUACCUUCUCCUUGAUGGAAAAAAAACAUGCCAAGUUGGCUCCCCACCUGUCACCCAAUGAGAGCCUAUUUAUGACCUAUUCGUUGUACAUUUGUUUGUAAAACUGUAAUAACGCGAUAUUCAUACUGUAUGCCAAUUUCUUUUGCAGAAAAUCUCUUUCUGUUUGUUUUCUUGUUUAUCUGGUUUCUUUAUCUUUCAAGGUGAAAACAUUUGGCUAAGUUCAGACUAACUGGGCUGAAUAAAGAUCAUAAAUACCCA